AUGGCCUGUUAUCUACCGGAUCAUCUUGUUCGAUGUUUAAUAUGUAAAAACUUGUUUUCUGAUGCUCGUCGUCUUCGUUGUGGUUGUGUCUAUUGCUAUUUGUGUUGUUUAAAGAUCGCUAAUAACUACACGUUAUCAUGUCCUUGUUCAGCUAUACAUCGAUUUCAAACACAAAUUGAAUUCGAAAAGUCUUUAGUGAUCGAUAGUGUUGUCAAUGAUCUUGUCAGUCAACAUAUUAAAAAGAAACAGAAUUCUGCAAGGAAACUAGUUGAUUACGAUGUUGAUUGCACGUCGCCUUCAGCCAUCGAAGAGGACACUCGUUUCAAUGAUCAUCAAACAAGUAUUUCAGUAUGUUCAUCGAACAUACGUAAACAAGUUGCUGUUGCUCAACCGCCGUGUACCAUUUGCAAGAAAAAAUCUCAUCUGAUUGUUCUUUGUGAACAUUGCCAAUGCGAUAUAUGCGAAUUGUGCAUCGGACAGCAUUAUCAAUCGAUUACGGAUGUUCUACACGAGAAAUGGAAGCAAUGUAAAGAUAAAUUCCAUCAAAUAAACGAACAUGUUCUUCUAUCGCAUCAAAACCGAACGGAUGCGACGUCAAAACUCGAUACAAUCAGAAGAACGAUCGAAGAUAGAAGUCAAAAUCUGAAGACAAUUAUCGAUCAACAUCGACAAACAUUAGCAACACGCAUUGAUAAUCAUAUGCAGAAUCUCGAAAAAAUAGUGAAGACAAAUAACGUCGAUAAUGAUUACCAAUCGAUUCGAGAACGUUUACCAAACAUUUUUGAAGAACAAACAAAUGUAUCGGAUUUGGUUGCAUUUCUUGGAGAAACAGAAGAUCUUCUAGAAAAACUAGUUUGGCGUGAUAAGCAGAUAAAAGAGAUCGAAAUGAAAAUUCCUUACCUGUCUCAAGCUGACGCAUUCUCUAUUAACAUCAGUCAAUUUAUUGGUGAACUCAAAUUUGAUGAUCAAUCAUCGUCCACAGACCAGGGAAUAAGAUCUACGACAAGUGAUAAUCAAGAAAUAAAACCCAGUGACAACGUUGUAUCACCACUGGCGCUAGAAGCACCCGAACGAACACGAUUUCCUCGUCGGAUGCGAUCGUCAUUUCGAUCACGCGGUGCUGAACGUGGAAUUCAACAUCUGUCACAUUUACUCAGGCCACCGGCUCGAAACUAUCAGUAUUCCCGAAAUUCACGAUCCUCCGGUAGUCGUUAUUCACGUGGUCGUGGAUUGUCCUAUUCACAUACUCCACUACUUCAACCCAAUGAAACUAAUUUUGACACUAUACCAAACAAUCGAUACCAAUGGUCUAUCAGUUUCAAAGAUAUUCCCUUCUUUUUGUAUGUACUCGACAAUCGUAAUCGAGCUCGACAGGCUGAUGUCCGUGCUCAUCAUAAACACGAUUAUAUGUUAUUUAUUUCUGAUAAUUAUGGUCGACUUGGUGUUUAUAGUCUACCGAAAUAUAAAACUAAUCUAAAACCAUCGAUUAUCGGUACGGGCGAACUUUUUCCAAAGAAUUCGCGAUUACUUUUGGAAUCAUUUACUGUUUAUGAAUUCGCUAUCGUUGUCUAUGUUCGUCGUUUUGAACAGCGAUCAAAUGAAAUCGAACAUUCCAAAUUGAUCAAGGCUGGCUUACCAAUCCUGAAAGGCGAACAGGGUCGUUGUAAUGAUCAUGGCGGAAUGAUUUAUCUAUUUUCUCAUGGUGGCGAAGAAAUCGACGGCGUUUAUCAAUCACAUCCCAUACGGGCGAUUCUCGCUGAUCAAAUCUACGGUUGUCUAUGGGCUUUGAAUCCAAUGGAAAAUAAUGUGUAUUGUUAUAUGACACCGAACAAAGUGGAUGAAAUUCGAAAAUGUUUACAAGCGGAAGAAAUUCUUUUAGAUUUAUCAGAAGAAUUGUUCGAACCAUCCAUAAUGAUACAAUCCGAUCAUUCAAUUGGUUUGAUUGAUGUUGAACGCGAUGUGUAUCGUUUGUACAGUAAAGACGAUAAACUUCGUUUGAUCACAAUGUAUGAAAAUUCUUGUAAUCAACAAUGGAAAUUAACCGAUGGCGUCAUUUUCAAAGAUAAUCGAAGUUUAUUGAAAUUAAGCGAAGAUAUAUGUUACAAUAGUUUAAACGAAAGAUCGACCGGAGCCAAAUCUCAUAGCAAUCCACGACGGCAGCUGAUGGAAAUCACCUCCGACGGACAAGAGAAACGUCGUAUUCAAGCAGAUACAUUGUAUGGCAUAGCACUCGGCCCAGAUGAUGAACUUAUCAUGGGAUUUUCUCUUCGUGGUGAACGCGUUUUAUCUCAUAUUAUAUCAUUACAGAUGAUUUUCAAAGAGAAAUUCUGUCGGAUUUGUUUCCAGACAUUCAAUGAUCCAAGACGAUUGCCAUGUAAACAUAUCUUUUGUUUUAAAUGCAUUCCGUGUUUACAAUGUGAUGAUUCGGACAGUAGAGAUCAGAUUGUAUUAGCAUGUCGCAUUUGCUUGAGACAUCAUCGGUUUGACGAUUGGUCAGCAGUGAAAUAUUAUGUAACAUUACAUUGUGUACCGUAUCUUACUGCUUUACAGUGCGAUGAACAGAUGAUUCCAGUGCGAGAGAGUUCGUGUCCAGUUUGUUUCAAUGUGGUAGAAGAGAAGUUGGAGUAUUGUCAUCAUUGUCAGAAGAAUCUGUGCAAUCAAUGUUUAAUAUCACAUCGAAUGGAAGUGAAAAAGAGUAUUUUACAAACAAUCGAGCAAUGUCGUAGGUUUAUGCGAAGAACUCAACAGCAUGUUGAACAAACAAGGAAUAAAUUAGAAAAUAUGAAAUUACAUAUUGAUAUUUGUACAUCUGAACGCAAUGACCAGGUAGAUGCGUACACUGUUUCCCUAUUAGCUCAAAUUGACGAACAAAAGUUGCACGAAGAAACGAAUUCCACUUCUGGUUAUGAAUCAUUUGGUGAACAACGAACCAACGAUAACUUUAGCAACAAUGACUCUCUUCGUGAACAGUACAAGUCACAAGCAAAUAUUGCACUAAUCGAAACAACAAUGGCACCUAUUGGUUUACUUGGCGAACUUGUUUCAUCUGACUCCGAACGUUCAAUUGCACCUACGUCACACAUGAGUUGGUCAAUGUCAUGUCCUUUUCAUCCAACUCAUAUUGUAUUUGAAUCUGAGUCAUCGAAACUAUUUCUUUGCACAGAUCGAGGUGACGUCAAUGUUUAUUCGUACAAUACAUCAAAUUUAGCAUUUUUACAACGAUUUUAUUUACAAACCAUUGAAAAAUCUCUUUCGCUGUCUGUUAAAUCACUGAUUGCGACAAGAUCAUUUCUUAUAGUUUCUCUCAAUUCAUCAAUCGAAUCUAUUCUUCAUUUCUACUCACACAAUGGCCAUCUACUACGUUCUCAAUCAUUUCCCAAUGAAUAUAUUAGUCAACUACGCUUCAAUGAUCUUCAUUUAUGGUAUUUGGAAUUGAUUUCUUCUUCGAUAUUCUAUUUUAAGCUUGAUACAACCAACAGCGAAUGUACUGAAAAAACGCAAUUCACAUCUUUUAAACAACAAUCUUUUUAUCCAUUUCGAUUUGCUUUGAAUCAAACACGCGUCGCAGUGAUGGAUCGAUCAACUACUGGAAUUAUUCUUCUCUUCGACAAACAAACAAGUGCCUAUUUGAAACGGUUCGAGUCUCAAUCAUGCGAUUUCGAACUAAGCAAUCAUACGUUACUCUACCGUUUUCUGCAUUCUAUCUCAAUCAUUCAUAUAGAUAACGAACAAGUUCAAGAAGAAAUUCAUUCUAGUAAAACUAUAAAUAUAACCUUAGGGAAGUUAGAUCAUGAGUUUCUACUCAGUACAUAUACGAAUGAGUCCCAUACAUUCGCGAUUCAAUGUUACAGUAAAUAG
Messenger RNA from Adineta ricciae, 3858 nucleotides. NCBI's taxonomy places the organism in Eukaryota, Metazoa, Rotifera, Eurotatoria, Adinetida, Adinetidae. The record is from the annotation of a GenBank genome assembly.